UUUAAAAUCGAGUUGUGAUUGUUUUACUGAAUUUUUGACCUUCCCGGAAAACUAAAUAAUGGAUUUUCGACCAUAAAACUUUGUCUAUAGAUAGGAAAAAUGAUUCGUAGAAUAUUUUAAAAGUUUCAGUCGAAAAGAAUGUUUAUAUGUCGAGAUAUUGAAUUUUCUACUAAUAGUUGUUGAUCACAAAUAUCGAGUUUACUUGAAAAGGGAACAUUUUUUUUUGACUGAAACUUUCAAAGUAUUCUAACAAUCAUUGGAUCUAUCUAUAAGCAAAAUUACAAGUCGGUAUUCUAUAAUUUGAUAAUUCCGGUAAAUAUCAAAAUAUGUAUUAAAAAUCGACUUUGGAGACUCAUAGACACGAGCUCGUCUAAGAGUUAGGUAGUCUUACAAAGACUUUCUUAUGAGUUCAAAUAUAGUUCGGAUAGUUUCGCCGUGAGCCCUCUACAUUUGAGUUUCCUUCGAUCAAAAACUCAAGUUAAAAAUAUAUAAAACAAUAAUUAUUUCAUGCUGAAUAAAACUAUCAGUAGUUUUAAGGUUUUAAAACUUAUCGAAAUGGAUUUCUACUUUAUUUAAUGUUUCUAUAUUAGCUAAAGUUUAAAGAGUUAACGUUCUUUUAUGAUACCGUAAUAUUAAGUUAACAGAUCAUUAUUUUAAUGAAUUAAUAAAUGUUUUCAUUUAAUUAAUGGCAUGAUUACAAUUCAGAAAAUAAUAUUUGUAUAUGUCAAAUAAUUUAUACAUAAUAAAUUUAUCUUCUUUAUUUAUUGCUUAAUCAUUGAUAAUUUAUUUUUAUCUAUAUACAAAAAUGAAAAAAUCUAAGGAAAUAUUGAUUUAAUUUGUAUUAUAUAUAUAUAUUUUUUCUUUCAGGUAUUAUUCAUUAUGUGAAGUAUCUGUUGAAAAUGAUGUUAUAAAACAAAAACGUUUACCAGAUCAUAUUGAUAAUUUACCUGAACGUCUUCCAAUAAAUGCUCGUUAUUAUUUACGAAAUAAUCAUGCAAUUGAAACACUUGUACCAGAUCAUUUAAUAAAUGAAUUUAUACGUGAAGCACGUAUUCAUUUUUUGCAAUUAGAUCCACUUGAAGUUUGUGCACAAUUAACAUUAAAAGAUUUUGCAAUAUUUAAAUCUAUUCAACCAACAGAAUAUAUUGAUUAUAUAUUUAAAUUAAAAUCAUCUUAUGGUACACCACAUCUUGACAAAUUUCUUCUAUUACCUAAUCAAGAAAUGUAUUGGACUAUAACAGAAAUAAUACGUGAAACAAAUCUAAUGCAAAGAUCAAAAACAAUUAAACAUUUUAUUAAAAUAGCAAAAUCUUGUAAAGAUAUGAAAAAUUUUAAUUCCAUGUUUUCAAUUGUUAGUGGACUUGAUCAUAAAGCUGUACAACGUUUACAAGCUUCAUGGGAACAUGUACCAGAGAAAUAUAAAAAAAUAUUUGAAGUAAAUCAUUCUAUACUUAUAAUUAUAUUCUAUUUAUAA
Rotaria sp. Silwood2 is the source of this 1474-nucleotide messenger RNA. NCBI's taxonomy places the organism in Eukaryota, Metazoa, Rotifera, Eurotatoria, Philodinida, Philodinidae. The record is from the annotation of a GenBank genome assembly.